AUGAUCCUAUGCAUUGCACCUCGCCAUAGACCUCAUAUGACACAUGGCAACAAAAUUUGUGCUUACACACCCAAUUUGCAGUCAGUAGAUUUGUCUUCCAAUUUGUUAGAGGGGCCUAUACCAACAGAGAUCUCUUUGAGCCUCUUCAGGUUGAGGUUGGGAGGCAAUUUAUUAAAUGGGACAGUCUCAUUUCGAUCAUAUGGAAGCCUUACCAAAUUGACCUAUUUGGAGCUGGAGGACAACAGUCUAACAGGCGAAAUACCUCCUGAAUUGGGAUUAUGCCGAAGUUUAGCUCUUUUGAAUUUAGCCCAGAAUGGGCUGACUGGGGUCUUGCCUGUACAAUUGGGUAAUCUUGCCAAUCUUCAAGUUUUAUACCUUCAGAAGAAUAAGUUGGUUGGAGUUAUCCCUCAUCAGUUUACACAGUUACAGAGUUUGCAGAGAAUGAAUUUCAGUUCAAAUUCAAUUGGUGGCUCAAUUCCUGCUUCAAUUUCCAAAUUGCAAAAUCUAACGAACUUGGACUUGCGACAUAAUAAUCUGAGUGGUCCAAUUCCCAUUUCCAUUCGCACUCUGAAUCUCCUAUUCGAACUUCAACUUGGAAAUAACCAACUCAGUGGAGAUGUUCCAGCAAUGCCAUCAUCAUUGCAGAUUGCUCUGAAUCUCAGCAACAAUUUAUUUGGCGGGCCUAUUCCCGUGUCGCUAUCUGGAUUGAUCGCAUUGGAGGUUUUGGAUCUUUCGAAUAACAAAUUUUCAGGCGUAAUCCCGAACUUCCUCACUGAAAUGGCAGGCUUAACGCAACUUGUACUUUCAAACAACCAACUUUCUGGAGAUAUUCCGAAGUUUAAACAAUAUGUUACGGUUGUGACAGAUGGAAAUAAGGGUCUAAACAAAGCAACUCAUGUUUCAACAGCAACUGCUGGUUCUAAACAUUCAAAGGGAUUAUCUAUUGGGAUGGUGAUUGCUGUUGCUUUUGUCAGUGGUUUUAUUCUCAGCUUCAUGAUCGUAAAGAUUAUUCCAUCUCUCAAUUAUUCCUGGGAUAGAACUAAAUUUGAGUGGAUCAUCAAUGAUGGCAUCCACAAACCUAGCUUUCACUUCUCCAAAGCCAUGAAAGAAGUUCACAGACAGGCCAAUAUCUUGUUGAAGAGCGAGUUCUAUACCUACUAUCAGGCAUCAAUGCCUUGGGGCAUGAACUAUUGCAUAAAAAAGCUAUAUUGGACUAGCAAGACACUCAGUUUGGUUAGUCCAGAAAAAUUUUCUCAGGAGGUAAAGCUACUCAAUCAGUUUAGCAAAUCAAACAUCAUGAUUCCUGUUGCUUAUGCUUUGACAGUUAAAGGUGCACUUCUAAUAUAUGAAUGCCCUCAACAUGGAACUCUCUUUGAUCUUCUCCAUGGAAGUGAUGAAAAUGUUCUAACUUGGGAAAUUCGUUACAACAUAGCUGUUUCAGUGUCCAAAGGCCUCGCUCAUCUACAUGGAUUUUAUGAUUCUACUUCUGCUCCAGUUGUGCUCCUUUGUCUUUCGACCAGAAGUAUCUUUAUGAGAUCACUUUCAGAGCCCUUAAUAGGAGAUGUUGAGCUCACUAAAGUUAUUGAUCCUUCAAAGAGCUUGGGGACUCUUUCAGUAGUGGCUGGAGCAGUGGGUUAUGUCCCUCCAGGUAAUGUUAUUCCCAUUUGGUUUGUUAAGAAGGAAAUUUUUGACUGUAUACCUGAGGGAAAAAGGUCAAGAAAAGAUCUCAUUUUCUAUAACCACAAAGCGAAUAUUUCAAUGUCAGAUUAA
Coffea eugenioides is the source of this 1770-nucleotide messenger RNA. Its product is annotated as LRR receptor-like serine/threonine-protein kinase GSO2. Gene Ontology annotation, molecular function: protein binding; protein kinase activity; ATP binding. The transcript has 2 exons. Gene Ontology annotation, biological process: protein phosphorylation. NCBI's taxonomy places the organism in Eukaryota, Viridiplantae, Streptophyta, Magnoliopsida, Gentianales, Rubiaceae. The record is from RefSeq and is a predicted model, not a curated record. Bases 1 to 1770 code for a protein of 589 amino acids.